CCUUACUCUGCCUCGGCUCCUCCUGUGUGUCUUCAUCGCAGCUUUUUACUAACACAUGUCCCUCUGUUAGGAGUCGGACCAUUUCUGUCUGCUGCAGCAUCGUUCCCAGGUGUUCAUAGUAACUCUCACGUUAACCAGGAUAUUACACAGCAAAGAUGGGCGGAGAGCUGAGGAGCCUUUUUCCCUCAGACUGCUGAGCACACAAUGACAGAGUCCAUCCGGUAGAGCAUCAUGCCACAUUCUGGAUAUUUUAUAUGGAUUUUCUUCUCCUCAUGGGGAAUAAUUGCCUGCAGUGUGAGGACUCUACCUCAUGUGAUGAAGUACCAAACAGUGAUACCUCAGAGGCUGAAGGAUUCAUCUCUCAUUAAUGAUGCUGCUACACAUCAGACUUACCCUGAUGUACUCCAGUACUCUUUGACGAUUGCAAGGCAAAACUACACACUGCACCUGGAAAAGAACAAAGAUCUUGUUGGGAAAUCAUUCUCUGUGACACAUUAUUCUGAUCAGGGCACCCCAGUCACAACUACUCCAGAUCUUAGGGUUCACUGCUACUACCAUGGGCACAUUGUGGGAGUUGAGGACUCCUCUGCUAGCGUGGGACUGUGCUCAGGAAUAAAGGGCUUUGUGCGUCUCCAGGACCAAAUGUACCUGAUUGAACCUCUGGCUGGCACCGAGGCGGGACAGCAGGACGACAUACAGAGCUCAGAAGCUCACAGUGCCGAGGGUCUCCAUGCUGUUUACAACUACAAACACCUGAGGAGGAAGAGGAGCUCCUGUUCCCAUGGAAACACAACCACUUUCUAUGAUCACGGAGCUCGUCCGUCUGGACUGUUCCAGCUCGGCAGCCUGAAAAGCAGAGCUCAGACCAGAGGCCGUGCAGGAAAACCCAAGACAGUGGAGCUGGUUGUGGUGGUCGACAAUGCCGAGUACAAGAAGUUUGGCAGUAAGAAGACGAUAGAGGCCAGAGCGCUUGAAAUAGCAAACCACGUGGACAAGCUGUAUCGCCCCGUCGGUGUACGUGUGAUGCUGGUCGGUCUGGAUAUCUGGUCAUACAAAGAUCAGGUGGAGGUCAGCACUAACCCUGAGGUCACCCUCAGUCGCUUCCUCCAGUGGCGUCAGCGGAGCCUGCUGCCGAGAACCAAACACGACAACGCACAGUUCAUCACAGGUUUGGAUUUUGAAGGUUCCACUGUCGGCUUAGCCAACACCAAUGCAAUGUGCACCUCUAACUCUGGAGCUGUCAAUGAGGACCAUAACACAAACUCAAUAGGAGUGGCCUCUACUAUUGCUCAUGAGAUGGGUCACAACUUGGGCUUGUCCCAUGACUCUGAAAACUGUGUCUGUGGUUCCUUAACAUCGAAAAGAGGCUGCAUCAUGGCUGAAAGUGUUGGCCUCGUGUAUCCAGAGCUGUUCAGCAGCUGCAGUCAGCAGCAGCUCAGCAGGUUCCUGGAGGAGAUCAACCCGGCCUGUCUGCUGGAUACUCCCUCUACUGAUCGCGUCUACGGAGGGCCGGUGUGUGGAAAUGCCUUCCUGGAGCCUGGAGAGGAGUGCGACUGUGGCACUGUAGAGGAGUGCAAGAACCCCUGCUGCAAUGCCACCACCUGCAAACUUAAUGCAGGAGCCCAGUGUGCAGAGGGAGAGUGCUGCCACAACUGCCAAAUGAAACCAACAGGAAUCGUCUGCCGGCCGAAGACAGGAGACUGUGACCUGGCAGAAUACUGCACUGGCUUCUCCGCCUCCUGUCCGACUGACGCCUACACCCAGAAUGGCCUGUCCUGCAAUCGUGGAAAAGGAUACUGCUACAAUGGACGGUGUCCUUCACGGCACGAGCACUGCAAGAGACUUUGGGGACCAGAUGCCGAUGUAGCUCCAGAUGCUUGUUUCUACCAGCACGGAAACUGCAGAAAGACACUGUUUAGCCAGAGAUGUUCAAGCCGAGAUCAAUCCUGUGGGACACUUUUCUGCAACGGCGGCUGGGAGUUUCCAGUGACCUCCAGGAAGUCCUUCUACAAAAUAGGAAAUGGAGAAAUAUGCAACGAGGCAACUAUGAACCCUGAAGAUAACUACCCUGCAGAUCUGGGCAUGGUGCCUGUUGGUACCAAGUGUGGCAGCAACAUGGUAUGCUACAAUCAACGGUGUCAAGACAUCCAAAACAUAAAAGUGUACGGAACAAAUGACUGCUCUGCUAAAUGCAACAACCACGGGGUUUGUAACCAUGAGAGUAAGUGUCACUGCAACCCUGGCUGGGCCCCACCUUUCUGCGAUGUGGAGCAUUCAGAACUCCCUGAAGAGGCAGGUCUGAUGGUGUUUAUUGUGUCACUGGUGGUUGGCUUACUCCUGCUGAUGGUCCUGGUUAUUGUGAGUUUGAUGUGCUGCAUCAAAAAAAGGCGACCUGCAAAGAGACGCUUCCAAUCUACCUCAGGACAAACCAACCCGUUGUUCAGGUCAAGCAGUACAAGAGGCAGCCCUCGCCUCGCGUCCACGCACAUCAGCCGGCCUACGUUUGUGGAGUCUUCAACCACUCAAGCCUGUAAACCUCUGUCCUCUGCUACUGCCAGACCACAUACUGGAGCACUGAGGCCCAGCAGAGCAGCUCCAGUGCCACCUAAGAAAUUGUCAGCUGUACCUCAGCCAUCAUUGAUUCAACAGGUUAUAAGGCCGUUCAUGCAGCCUGUUUCAAGCAAGCCAAUCUACACUGAGAAUAAGCCACUACCUCCAACCAGACCUCUGCCACCACUUGCAACAAAACCAAUCAUGAAGCCAAAGCCUCCGAUGCCUCCAGUGAAGCCGAAGCCGUCUGCAGUCCGGUCUCCACUGCCACACACCCAACUGCUUGCAGGGAGAGCCGCCCUGAUGCCCCCCAGCUGGCCCAGAUGACAGAGGGAAUAAUUCCGCCUGGUGUAAACACUGAGAUCCUCUGACAGAGGACAUUGUUGUUGUCCCACCUAAGAAGGACCAAUAAAUCCUCUCAGGAGACGCACGUCUGUGUGUUAAAGUGGGAACAAGAUCCAACCGAAGGAUUGGCCACAAGAAGUGACAGAGCUUUUCUGUCGCUUCUGGUCUCCCUGAGGAUUACCGCCGUCUGUGUCUUGCUUAUGUAAGCCUUCAGUAUGUUGAUGAAAACCUGAAGCCGUGAUUGACAGACUCUGAGCUUUAUAAAUGACAAAUGGCUAUGCUGCCAUGAUUUUCUGUAUUUGUUUUUUUUAAGGGAAAUGUCUCUCAGCCUUGAUCGUUGUGAACACAUUAUGAGGCAAUUGCACUAUCGAUGCUGUAACUGUUUUGCUAAAUUACUAUUCCCUCACAUGGGUUUUGGUACUGCUUUUCUAAGAAAUAAUGUUGUUAAGGGAUUUUAAAAAUGGGCACCAACGUGGGCACUUUACAGAUUAAAAUUAAGGUUUUAAUUAAGGACAUACCACAGAAGUUAUGCCUCUUUCUUAAACUUUUUUUGUACUAACCUUACGUAUGCUUGACUUUGGGAGACUGAAUUAUCACACGCCUGUUUUGUUUUGUGUGACUUGAUACGUUAUUGAUUGUAAUUCUUCAAGGGAUUUUAUAUAUUGCAUAUUCUAUGCAGAAGACACAGUCCUUCACUCAUAAUGCCAAUGACUGUGGUCUUUCUUUACAAUGAGCAUUCUGCCUUGAUUAUGUCCUGCAAACUUUGAACUGAAAAUUCAUUUGUUCCUAUUUAUUGAGAUCUUUUUGUCUGUGUGAGAUGGAGCUAACAAUAAAAGUGAAUCACCAAAAUCA
Messenger RNA from Sebastes umbrosus (honeycomb rockfish), 3747 nucleotides. RefSeq names its product ADAM metallopeptidase domain 8a (gene adam8a). Gene Ontology annotation, molecular function: metalloendopeptidase activity; cell adhesion molecule binding. The record is from RefSeq and is a predicted model, not a curated record. The coding region runs from base 232 to 2877 and encodes 881 amino acids. NCBI's taxonomy places the organism in Eukaryota, Metazoa, Chordata, Actinopteri, Perciformes, Sebastidae. Gene Ontology annotation, biological process: proteolysis; positive regulation of membrane protein ectodomain proteolysis; regulation of cell-cell adhesion. The transcript is spliced from 26 exons.